Messenger RNA from Meloidogyne enterolobii, 258 nucleotides. The record is from the annotation of a GenBank genome assembly. Lineage: Eukaryota; Metazoa; Nematoda; Chromadorea; Rhabditida; Meloidogynidae.
AUGAUCUCGUUGGGGGCAGAGAAAAUAGCAAAAAAUGGUCUAAAUCCAAAAAGAACAUUUUCAACUAAUUCUGGUGAUAUUUCAUUGCCUCAACAAUUAUUUGCCUCUUCUGUCGGUGCAUUGCUUACAUCACUUCUAGUCACUCCUAUGGAUGUUGUGAAAAUCAGACUUCAAAGCCAAGUUCGGCCUUUGGUUAAGGGUGAAUGCUUUCUUUAUUCUAAUGGUGUGUAUUUAAAUAUACUCACCAGUGCUGGAUAA